UAAUGUGACCCGUCAUAUGUUUUGGUUUAAAAGAUCAAUGUCUAUGUUUCUGUUCUACUUGCCUACGGAACUCCUUACUUUCAAUCAGGUCAAUUAUGGUGUCUUUGUACGUGGUCCUAUAAAUUAGGACACCUCUAAAACCUUCCUUUUGCACUCAGAAAUUUCGAAAAGUAUAGCAAAAACAGAGCAAAAAAAGACACAGAUAUGGAAACUGUGGAAGAUGUGGUGAUCGUUGGUGCUGGAAUAGCAGGGCUGGCCACUGCAGUAGCCUUGAAGAGAGUUGGGGUUCGAUCUUUGAUCUUAGAGAAAUCAGAAACGCUCCGAUCCACUGGUGCAGGCUUAACCCUCACGCCAAAUGCUUGGCUUGCUCUUGAUGCUCUUGGCGUUUCUCAUAAACUUAAUGCCCUUUAUACUCCUUUCACAAGGGGGUCUGUAACGACUGUGGCUACGGGAGCUGUUCAAGAGGUCUUAUUCAUUGUAAAUUCUCAAGGACCUAGAUCAGUUCAUCGCAAAGCUUUAUUAGAGGCUCUAGCAGAAGAAUUGCCAGCUGAUUCAAUUCGAUUUUGUUCCAAGUUUACCUCUAUUGAACAGCACAAACUUGGAGAUGCUUCCAUUGUUGUACUUCAUUUGGAAGAUGGAACUACUAUCAAAUCAAAGGUUUUGAUUGGUUGUGAUGGGGUGCACUCGGUGGUGGCAAAAUGGCUUGGACUUUCUGCACCAGUUCAUUCAGGUCAAGCAGCAGUGCGUGGAUUGGCAGUUUUUCCACAAGGCCAUGGGUUUAAUAAAGAAGUGACGCAGUUUAAGGAUGUUGGGAAAGGGGCUGGUUUCGUCCCUCUAAACGACAAAGAAUUAUACUGGUUUUUCACUUGUCCUGAAGGUGAAAACAUGGCGCGAGACCCACAACUAAUACAGAAGGAAGUGAUUGAGAAGUAUGCAUACAACUUUCCCUCAGAAUUCCUAGACGUGGUCCGUCAUGCUGAUCUCUCAAAUUUGACAUGGGCUCCAUUGUUGUUGAGACAGCCAUGGAAUGUCAUAUUUGGAAAUCUUAGCAAAGGAAACAUCACAGUGGCAGGUGAUGCUAUGCACCCAAUGACAUCUCAUCUAGCACAAGGUGGGUGUUCAGCUUUAGAGGAUGCAGUUGUAUUGGGCAGACACAUUGGGAAUUCUUUUAUCAAAAAUGGGAGACUGCUUGUUUCAGAGGAAAUGGCUCGAGCCUUAGAUGGGUAUGUGAAAGAAAGGAGGUGGCGAGCGGCUACUCUCAUCACUGCUUCCUUUCUAUCAACGUGGAUGCAACAAGGCGGUUCUCAAUGGUGGAAGAAAGUUUUCUAUGCAUUCAUCUUCCCUAAACUCUCUAAUGUUGCUCGUUAUGACUGUGGUACACUGCCAAGAGUCUCUGCCUCUGCUGAGCUGCAGCAUUCCUCUGAUAAAUCAGACUAGAUUUUUUUCAAGAAUUGUCCAUGUGUAUCAUUUGCAUUUGAGUUGGUUUAGUCUAAAACCAAUUAGGUUAGAAUUUUUUUUCUAUUAAUUUUCAACUAAGCCAUGAGGUUAUGUGGGUAGCAAUAAAUAAGGUUUCAUCAAUUAUUUUAAUUUUAACAAUUUAGAUUAAAUUGAAUAAAUUAGUUAUAAUUUUAA
Molecule: messenger RNA, 1632 nt
Organism: Hevea brasiliensis (rubber tree)
Lineage: Eukaryota; Viridiplantae; Streptophyta; Magnoliopsida; Malpighiales; Euphorbiaceae
Product: monooxygenase 2
Exons: 3
Coding region: 205-1437 (410 amino acids)
Molecular function (GO): FAD binding
Source: RefSeq, a predicted model, not a curated record